AAAAUUGGUUUAUUUAUUUGUGUUAGGCUGUUAAGAUAGGUUAGCUAAUAGCUAGGUUCAAACUACAAAGUUAUUAUAUAUUUUUCGAUGUGUUAGUUUAUAAAAUACAAUUAUCUCAGAAUUAUAAACAACAAAGUACCUAUAUGGUUUACAGCUCUAAAACUUCUGAUUGUACAUACACAGACCAAAAUGUUUAGAAGCCUAAUGAGAUUAAGUGUUUUAAAAUGUUGCAAUAACUCUAGACCAAGUGCAAAUAAUAAUAUUACGUAUUCAUGUUUUCAUACCAAUUCCGUAGAAUUCGCAGCGGUGAAAAAGACUACAUCAGCUGCUGGAGGUGUAAUGGGCUUGGGGCGAGGGAAGAAAAAGGGGGGCAAAGUGGGUACAGUGGAGAAGAAACUACUACCAGUGGAGACGGACCCGGAGAAACUAGUUAAUUUUGUAUGUGGCUCCAAUAUUUAUGUGACUGGUGAAGAUGUAAAGAUAAAGGAGGACAGUGAGUACCCCGAUUGGCUUUGGAGUCUCAACACUGGGAAACCUCCCCGAAUAGAGGAUUUGGAUCCUAACACCAAGGAGUACUGGAAGAGAGUCCGAGCAGCUGGCAUGAGGCGGAACAAUAAACUCAAGUCCAUGAAAAAGUUUUAGAUUUAUUUAGAUGUUGUUUAAUUAGUGAUGAUGUAAAAACAGUUCUUCAUCAAUUAGAUUUUUAAAAGCUUGUUAAA
Leptidea sinapis is the source of this 719-nucleotide messenger RNA. RefSeq names its product 39S ribosomal protein L54, mitochondrial (gene mRpL54). Lineage: Eukaryota; Metazoa; Arthropoda; Insecta; Lepidoptera; Pieridae. Bases 190 to 642 code for a protein of 150 amino acids. The transcript is spliced from 3 exons. Gene Ontology annotation, molecular function: structural constituent of ribosome. The record is from RefSeq and is a predicted model, not a curated record. Gene Ontology annotation, cellular component: mitochondrial large ribosomal subunit.